AUGGGAAAUAUAACCAAGAGGGGGAGCAGAAGCCUGGUGGUGGACAGGGCCAAGUCGCUGGAGGAUAACCCAGUCAUUGCUCUGCACACCAAACUCUAUGAAGCCAUAAUCAAAGAAGACUGCCCUACCAUCAUGGCACUCCUCAGGCACCACCCAGUCAACCAGCCACUGACCAUUCUGUCCAACUCCACCAGCUACAGACUGCUUCUGAGCCAGCAGACACAGUCCAUCAUCCCCAUCCAUCUGGCCACCGAAUACCACAAGCCCCAGAGUUUGCUUUGCUUGUUAAAACACGGGGCUGACCCAGAAAUAAGGGCAGCGGGCCUCACGACGCUUCACCUGAUGCUGCUGCACUGGCCGGUCACCUCCAUCACGUGGGCAAAGCCAUGCCUCCGUGUCCACAGGAUCCUCACAGACAUCCAGAACAAUGCUGUCAAAUGCCUCCGCAUUUUGUGCGAGCACGGAGCUCAAGUCAAUGCCCGGGUAGACAACGACAACAAAGACUCACCCCUUCACCUGGCCAUCACAUAUGGGACCUACCCCAUCCUCUCCAUUUUGGCCCAAAGUGGUGCCCAGGUCAACGCUACAAAUGAAUCUAGCAUGACACCCCUGCACAUGGCGGCAGAAAUACUGAAUAAGGACAUGAUAGAAACGCUCAUUGUGUGCGGUGCCAAUGUGAACUGUGCUGUCCCUUCCACAGGGAACACGGCCCUGAAGCUGGCUGUGCGUACCGCAUCAAGCAAAGCAGGCCAGCUGCUGGCAGCGGGGGUAGGCUGCAUCCGCCUGCUGUUGACACACGGAGCCAAUGUCAAUGUCCAGGACCAUGAAGGGAAAACAGCUCUCCACCAGGCGUGUUUUGGGGGCAGAGAGGCAAUCAUCAACCUCUUGCUGGAAUUUGAGGCGAACGUGAACAUUUUAACAAGGAAUGGGGAGUCCCCAGUUUACGUGUACCUUCAGCGCAGUGCCAACCUCAGAGACAUGACACUUCUUACCAGGCUACUGGGUCGCACCUACCCGCUAAGACUGACCAAUAAGCAAGGAGUUUUGCCUACAGGAAUCACCCUGCCAGAAUUCCAGCUCUUAAAGGAAACCCUGAUAACAUUAUCUCAAAAGCCUUUAUCCCUGGAGGACAUCUGUAAAAGACAAGUCAGAAAUAUUUACGGAGAGAAAUACAAACACCACCUGAAGCAACUUCUCCCACAGAAAAUAUGGAACUCAGUGUACUACUGUUAUGACUUAGUGUACCUCUUGCAGUAAGGACCAGAGACUCAAGGCACUGCCAGCUUCGAUUUUAGGCUAUAUGUGCACCCAAAAAGGCUCGGCCCAUUACUCCUACACCCCAGUGAACAAACUAUUGGUUCUAGAACCUUUUUCAGAAAAUAAAGUGAUUUGUGCAUCAACUCUUGAUUUUGAUUUUU
Dipodomys ordii (Ord's kangaroo rat) is the source of this 1418-nucleotide messenger RNA. It is a transcript of the gene Ankrd61, whose product is annotated as ankyrin repeat domain 61. The transcript has 3 exons. The coding region runs from base 1 to 1257 and encodes 418 amino acids. Gene Ontology annotation, molecular function: protein binding. The record is from RefSeq and is a predicted model, not a curated record. NCBI's taxonomy places the organism in Eukaryota, Metazoa, Chordata, Mammalia, Rodentia, Heteromyidae.